Messenger RNA from Melozone crissalis (California towhee), 2509 nucleotides. It is a transcript of the gene CHST8, whose product is annotated as carbohydrate sulfotransferase 8. Lineage: Eukaryota; Metazoa; Chordata; Aves; Passeriformes; Passerellidae. Bases 190 to 1488 code for a protein of 432 amino acids. Gene Ontology annotation, biological process: proteoglycan biosynthetic process; carbohydrate biosynthetic process. The record is from RefSeq and is a predicted model, not a curated record. Gene Ontology annotation, cellular component: membrane. The transcript is spliced from 4 exons. Gene Ontology annotation, molecular function: sulfotransferase activity.
CGCAGGGCGGCGGCGGGAGCGGCGCGGAGGAUGCGCUGAGCGAGCGCGGGAGCGGCGCGGCCGCGGCGCAGGCAUAUUACACCAGAAUUCCAGAUGAGAGGACGAGGACUAUGAGUGAAGAGUGCCCUGGAGAUCACAUGCAGUUCUUUUCCUGGGUUAUAGAACUGGAUUGAUCUGAGAACAGUAAUUAUGAGGCUGACAUGUAUGUUCUCCUUCAUCUUGCUGUUUGGAGCAGUUGGGCUCGUGGUCUUCAUUCACCUGCAGGAUCCAGAAGAAAUAGUUCAUCAGCAGACACCAGGAAUAAAAUCUAACGUGGGAUUCCAGCAACCAAAAAAACAGGACUGUGUUUCCAGCAAUAACCAGGAUAGAAGAUUAAGAAAAAAUACUGCAGACAGAGCAGCAACAGUUAAGCAGAGCGAUUCAUUAGAGCCAUCUGAAAGUGUGCCCACCAAGCUUCAAAGCACCGACAGAAGGCAAAGCAGCAUCAUGUUUGCUAUGAAAGAUCAACAGAAAGGUGAAGAAAUUAAUUCCAUCAAGCUCCAUAAACGCAGGAGGAGAUUUAUAAUUAAAAAGAGUCCAAUUCUGAUUUCCAUGAACAGCUCCAUUCUCAACCUGCCCACACUCAAAUAUGAGGAUAGAAACAACAGCAAGUGGAAAAGUCUCUAUGAGAUCCAAGGAGAAAGGAAGCGGAUUAUGAGGGAAACUUGUUCCAAAUACAAGAGUAACAACAGAAGAAUAAUCACUCCUUACCACGUGUCCAGGAUAUUUGUAGAGGAUAAAUACAGGGUUCUGUACUGUGAGGUGCCAAAAGCUGGCUGCUCCAACUGGAAGCGGGUGCUGAUGGUGCUCAACGGGCUGGCCUCCUCCACCAAGGACAUCCAGCACAACACUGUGCACUAUGGCAACUACCUGAAAAGGCUGGAUGGCUUUGACCACAAGGGAAUCUACCACAGGCUCAGCACCUACACAAAAAUGCUGUUUAUUCGUGAGCCCUUUGAAAAGCUGGUGUCUGCGUUUCGGGACAAGUUUGAACACCCAAACAACUACUACCACCCGGUCUUUGGGAAAGCCAUCAUCGCCAGGUACCGUGUCAAUGCCACCAAAGAAGCUCUAAGGACAGGCUCUGGAGUCAAGUUCAAAGAGUUCAUUCAGUACCUGCUGGAUGUACACAGGCCAGUGGGGAUGGAUAUACACUGGGAUCAUGUCAAUAGGCUGUGCAGCCCGUGUUUAAUAGACUACGACUUUGUUGGGAAAUUUGAAAGUAUGGAAGAAGAUGCAAACUUUUUCUUGCACUUAAUUGGUGCUCCACAAAAUUUAACUUUCCCCAAGUUUAAAGAUCGUCACUCCAAUGAAGAAAGAACUACCACUAAAAUUACACAACAGUAUUUUGCACAGCUUUCUCCUUCUCAACGACAACAAAGCUAUGACUUUUACUACAUGGAUUACUUGAUGUUCAACUACUCCAAACCUUUUGAAGAUUUAUAUUAAUUUGAGGGCCUGGAUAUUUCCACAGUCACAUCAGUUGAAUAGUGUGACAAAUCCAGGUGACAUCUGUUUAUAUAUACUUACCUGUUAGCAAAGAAUUGGUUGAAGAGCAGGGAAAAACACAAACCAGAAUAUAAACAGAUGUUUACACCUUCACCUUAAUUGCCUCCUUUUUCAAAUCAUAUUUUUUUCUAUAAUUUCUCCACAUGAAAUGUAUGUACAUAUAUGUAUAAUAUGUCAGGGUUCCCAAAUAAAGCACAGAAUUUUCCAGGCUGGUGUGGCCUGUGUUUGCACUUGGGGGUGUUUGAAAUGAGGGGAGCACAGCUGGCAAUUCUGAAGUGCAGCCAGUACUUCAAGCUCUUUGCUGUUCAGAAAAUCAGUCUUUAAGUGAUGGAGCAGCAAGAAGGGAAAUACACUGAGAAAUACUUACAGUUUGUUGAAACACACAAGGCACAAAGCCAUUCACGGGCCCCAGUGUUUGGAGGUGGAUGUUGAUCACUGAUUCCUGAUUUUCUUAAGUUUGUCAGGGAGAAAAAGUCUAAUCAAACUCACACUGUUCAUAAACACACUGGUGAAAACAACUGAUACUUAAUGACCAUGUGAGAGCAGUAUUAAACCAGAUGUUGCAAUUCUGAGUGAGGAUGUGUUCUCCCCCUUCAAUAUUUCCCUUAUGGCACGUUCAUCUGCAAAAAGAUAAAAUGCAGGAGAACAUUUGCAUCUUUAUAAGUGUUAUUAAAAUUCUUUUAAUCCUUUGCAUUAACAUAAAUCUCUGGUUUAAUCUUCAUAGUCACCAGGAAUAUCAAAUCUUUCCAUCAUAAUAACAAGCAAGAAUAAAUGCCACUUCCUGCCCAACAGGGUAGUUCUUUUCAUUGCUGCAAACAAUUUUCACUUGCUUAUUUUAGUAACAAUUAUAUCUGACUUAACAUGCAAAAAAUAUUCCAGGUGUUUUAGUUCAAUUUCUGUGUUUGAAAGGACUUUCUCAUCUCUACCAGAGUGUCUUGUGAGAAUAAAAUACUUGGCUUUC